GGUCACACCCUCUGCAUCGACGAAAUCGCGCUCCAGGAGAAGGCGGACUUUGAUAGCAGGUCUCAGCAGGUCAUUGGCAUCUGCCAUCGACAUGCUGCCGCUGUCAAUGUUACUCUCACAGACGCCGAGUCAGCUAUCCGUGUCGCCACCAGCCUCAAAGCAGAAGAGUGCCACCUUGCCAAGGAGGCAACAGUGAUUGCAGUCACCACAUGGGGCAAUGACACCAUCCGCCCGCUCCUUGCCGCUGGUUCAUGCAAGUCCGAGACGCCAGCUCAAAUCGCUGCGACCAUGAAGCAGGCAAUCACUAGCUGGGAUGAAUCUGGCGCUAGAGACAGAUUCGGCCCUAUCUGGUCGGUGGCAACGGAUGGGGACGCUACUCGACGUCGAGGGUUCCACGACGAGUUCCUCAAGUACCAGAUCGACGAGCUCACGAACAUCAGCCAGACACCGGUCAUGGUCGGCACAGUCCGGCUUCUGCCCGGGUUGAACUGCUUUGUUGGGGACAGCGCUGUGACCCUCGACUUUGAUCCCAAGCAUAUCUUCAAACGU
This is a messenger RNA of Coniophora puteana RWD-64-598 SS2, 549 nucleotides long. RefSeq lists its product as uncharacterized. The transcript has a single exon. The record is from RefSeq and is a predicted model, not a curated record. The annotation marks the transcript as partial. Lineage: Eukaryota; Fungi; Basidiomycota; Agaricomycetes; Boletales; Coniophoraceae.